This is a messenger RNA of Colias croceus (clouded yellow), 1861 nucleotides long. Its product is annotated as piggyBac transposable element-derived protein 4-like. The coding region runs from base 1 to 1701 and encodes 566 amino acids. Lineage: Eukaryota; Metazoa; Arthropoda; Insecta; Lepidoptera; Pieridae. The transcript has a single exon. The record is from RefSeq and is a predicted model, not a curated record.
AUGGACACUUUUUUUGACUUUGAGUUUACACAAGAACAAUUACAUGUAAUUGACAGUUUAGAGAGGUCACAUUGCAGUACUGACCAUGUCAUAAGUGAGGGUGAUGAAGUGAUAAAUAUUCCACGUACCAGAAAACGUCGAGUUAUUUUGUCGGACAGUGAAGAAGAUGACCGUGACUUAUCUCCAGCUUUAUCCGGCCAUACACCUGAAUGUGAGUGGUACCAGCCACGUGGUAAGCAGCCUCGUUUAAUUCCUUUUACCGAAAUACCGGGACUGAAACCUUACUCACUUCGAAAUCAACUAGCCAAUGCUACACCUGUUGAUUUCUAUUCCCUCUUAGUCACUGACCAGUUAUUUGAAAAUAUAGCACAUCAGACGAAUAUAUUUGCCCAACAAAGUAUCGAUAAAGGUGGCAUUAAAGAUAAGUCGAGACUACGGCUCUGGACGCCAACCGACAAAGAAGAAAUAAAACGAUUUUUAGGCGUGAUUAUUUGGAUGGGUAUAGUGAAGUUACCAAAAAUCGUAGACUAUUGGUCUAAUGAUGAAAUGUUGGGUCAAUCUUUUGCAAAAAAGACUAUGAGUCGCAACCGCUUCGAAGUUUUGCUUAGAAUGCUCCACUUUUCCAACAACGAAGAAGUUCCAAAAAAUGACCGGCUGGGUAAAAUACGAAGAUUGGUUGAAAUAUUGAACCAAACAUUUUCAAUUCAUUAUACUCCCGAUGAAUGUUUAUGCGUCGAUGAAAGUAUGAUACCAUUUCGUGGGCGUAUCAUUUUCCGUCAAUAUAAUAAGUCGAAAAGACAUAAAUAUGGCAUCAAGCUAUUUAAAUUGUGUACUACUCCUGGCUAUACGACAAAGGUGGAGGUAUAUGGAGGAAAGACAUUAGAUUCACAGGAUAAUACUCCAACCAACGUUGUCUUGAAUUUAGCACGUAACUACUUUGGAAAAGGUCAUACCAUGUUCGUAGAUAAUUGGUAUACAAGCUUAGAUCUAGCUGAGAAGUUAGUUCAACACGAUACUCAUUUAGUAGGGACCCUACGAAAAAACAGGAAGAACUUACCAAAGGACGUCAUGACUGGAAAUCUGAAACCGGGUGAGUUUAUGGCAAAAGAAAACAAAAACGGAGUCACGGUUAUGAAGUGGAAGGAUAAGAGGGACGUGUGUUUGUUGUCAACCAAACAUUCAAUUGGUUUUACAAAAAAAAAGAACAAAAGAGGGGUUGAAACAAUUAAACCGAAAAUUGUGAUUGAUUAUAAUAAAGCCAAAGCAGCCGUUGACUUGUCUGACCAAAUGAGUGCUUAUUCGAGUCCAUUGCGAAAGACGUUAAAGUGGUAUAAGAAGCUCGGUAUCGAAUUAUUACUCAAUACUGCUGUAGUAAAUGCAAGAGUACUAUAUGAAAGUACAACGAAGAAGAAGAUAUCUGUCGUCGAUUUUAGGCGACUGUUGGCAAAGCAGUUGAUUGAGGGUAGUCAAGAAAAUACGGGAUUGACCACACCACGACCCAGAAGACAAAAACACGAGCUUAAGAAAAAAGAAGGUGCAGCAGUAUCAACAAGAAAAUUUUGUCGUGAUUGUUACAAAUCAAAUGUUGAGUUGCAUGGAAGAAAUGUGGCCAAGAACAAAACAAAGAAGGUUUCUUGGUUUUGCACUAUUUGUCCCGGCAAUCCCCAUUUAUGUCGUCAAUGUUUUGACAAAUGCCACUAAAAUGUUUGAAUAUCCAUUUAGAGUUGAAUUAAUCUUUAGUUUGAUUGUUGUUCGUAUGACGAUUUGUAAUUGUGGUUUGAUAAAAAACGUUCCUAAUAUUUUUUGUUCUAUUGUCUUUCUUUUUUUCUUAAAUUUUGAUAAAAACAUGCCUAAAAUUAAU